GACACACUCUACCAAAUGGGCCUGCUUGUUUCUUGCUUUAAAACCUCACUUCAUAUUUACAGCAGGAUAGAAUCCAAACACCGAGCCAGGCAUUUGAUACCCUUGAUGUGACAUAUUCUGCCUCCUGUUCUUUUCACCCUCACCAAGCCGAACAGCACCACCUCUCCCCCACUUUGAACACAAGUUGCUUAUUUUUGCCUUUGCUUCAUUUCUUUUCCCAUCUUUACAAAUUCUUUGUUCUCUAAAUCUCGUGAUCUUCCCUUCUUUUCAAGUGCCAUACUACUUGCCUCAUAUGGCCCACUUGUGGCUUUACCUUUUCUUGCUAUCCUCAUACAGGGUAAUAUCUACUACCUUUAACCAAUAAAGCCCCGAGUUCAGUGACUUAAUGUUAUAAAGUUCAGUUAUUCACGUAACAGUUCAGCUUGAAUGUCCUUCCAUGAAGAAUUUCAGGGACGUAGUCUCCUUCCAUCCUGUCACUCUGCCAGCCCUUAAUGGCUUCUCUAUUGGCAAAAGGGUGAAGUGAGGGCAAAAAAGGAAUACCGCUUAAGCUCCUGGCCCUGCAGUGACACGCAUCACUGAAAUUCACAGGCCUUUGGGGAGAACCAGCUGCACGGGCCACCUGGAGGUCAAGGGAGUCGGCUCUCCCCAACAAAUACAACAGCAGGGCCAGGGAUUCCGUUGGGUGUUAGCCAUUUCUCGCCAAUGAGAUUAUAAACUUUUCUAGGGUAAGCAGGAACUCCCGUAUCAUGGUACUUGCAUAGAGGGGGUUUUGUUACAUAUUGAAAUGAGCUAGUGAUAGAACAGAAGGACAAGCGAGUAGGUCAGUGGCAUGAAGUACUUUGGGGUCAGAUGUCAGGAAGACUUACUCUGAAUCCUGCCUCCGCAAAUUAUUAACAGGGUGACUUAAGGAAGUUAUUUUUCCUGUGUUCUUCAGAUGGGGCUAUAACAGCAUCUACUUCAUAAGGCUGAUGAGAAGAUGAAGUAAGGCAUUUUGUUCCCAACAUCACCUUUGGGCACCCUGUGGUAGAAAGCCUCCGAAAGCAGCUAGGCCAGGACCCUUUCUUUGAUAUGCACAUGAUGGUGUCCAGGCCGGAACAGUGGGUAAAACCAAUGGCUGUAGCAGGAGCCAAUCAAUAUACCUUUCAUCUUGAGGCUACUGAGAACCCUGGGGCUUUGAUAAAAGACAUUCGGGAGAAUGGGAUGAAGGUUGGCCUUGCCAUCAAACCAGGAACUACAGUUGAGUAUUUGGCACCAUGGGCGAAUCAGAUAGAUAUGGCCUUGGUUAUGACAGUGGAACCUGGGUUUGGAGGGCAGAAAUUCAUGGAAGAUAUGAUGCCAAAGGUUCAUUGGUUGAGGACCCAGUUCCCGUCCUUGGACAUAGAGGUCGAUGGUGGAGUAGGUCCUGACACUAUCCAUAAAUGUGCAGAGGCAGGAGCUAACAUGAUUGUGUCUGGCAGUGCCAUUAUGAGGAGUGAUGACCCCAGAUCUGUGAUCAACCUGUUAAGAAAUGUUUGCUCAGAAGCUGCUCAGAAACGUUCUCUUGAUCGAUGAAACCGUGAGGAGUUCAGUGUUUACGCUCAUGAAAUCUUUCUCCUGGAAAACAAGAAUAUCGACUACCAAAACAUACCACAGUUGAAGCAGGGCUGUUUCUCUGAGCAGCUGUUCAUUCCAGUGACUAAAAUCUAUCCUGCAGAAUGUUCCAAGAGGUUAGAAAUUGGUGUGUAUGUCUCCAUUUUUAGUGAUGGAAUUUAAAGAUUAGUGUGGUAAAAUACCAUUUUUACUGGGAGACUUGAUUUUUAUAAGAGUAAAAAUAUGGCUGUAUUAAUAGGGUUAUAAACAGAAAUGUGUCUUAAUGCCUACUGAAGGCAUACUAGCUACUAUGAAAAAAUAUUUUUUUUCUGCAUUUUAAA
Messenger RNA from Lynx canadensis (Canada lynx), 1910 nucleotides. RefSeq names its product ribulose-5-phosphate-3-epimerase (gene RPE). The transcript has 6 exons. The coding region runs from base 1069 to 1551 and encodes 160 amino acids. The record is from RefSeq and is a predicted model, not a curated record. Gene Ontology annotation, molecular function: metal ion binding; D-ribulose-phosphate 3-epimerase activity. Gene Ontology annotation, biological process: carbohydrate metabolic process; pentose-phosphate shunt, non-oxidative branch; pentose-phosphate shunt. NCBI's taxonomy places the organism in Eukaryota, Metazoa, Chordata, Mammalia, Carnivora, Felidae. Gene Ontology annotation, cellular component: cytosol.